Molecule: messenger RNA, 1293 nt
Organism: Daphnia pulicaria
Lineage: Eukaryota; Metazoa; Arthropoda; Branchiopoda; Diplostraca; Daphniidae
Product: gastric triacylglycerol lipase-like
Exons: 9
Coding region: 16-1221 (401 amino acids)
Molecular function (GO): hydrolase activity, acting on ester bonds
Source: RefSeq, a predicted model, not a curated record
UUUUGGCUGUUCGGAAUGCAACGCAUUGUUCGCAUGUUAUUGACCGGAAUUGUGGGGUUGACAUUGUCUGGCUUUGGCAGGUGCAGUGCCUCUACAAUUGCCAGCAGAAAUCCGGAAGCAGCUAUGUCAACGGUGGAGAUCAUCCGUUCACGCGGAUAUGUUUGCACCGUCUACCAAGUAACAACCGCUGAUGGAUACAUUCUAGAAUUGCAUCGCAUUGGAUUCUCAAACGGAAGACCCGUUCUACUCCAGCACGGUCUUUUGAGCACCGAUGUGGAUUGGAUAACCAAUCCGGCCAGACAAUCGCUGGGAUUCCGUUUGGCUGAUCUAGGCUACGACGUUUACCUUUCAAACGCAAGAGGAAACACAUAUUCUAGGCGACACAUCCACCUGGACCCCAAGAAGAGGGCUUAUUGGAAUUUCUCAUACGACGAAAUGGGACUGUACGAUGUUCCAGCCAACGUUGAUUUCAUCCUCAAGUUAUCUCAAAAGUCUAAACUCAUAUACAUUGGUCAUUCGAUGGGUGCUACCAUGUUUUACAUAGCGGCGGCAAGUCAUCCGGAAUUAAACGAAAAGAUCGAUUUAAUGAUUGGCUUGGCACCUGUGGCGAGUAUGGCUCAUUUCAGUAGCCCAGUCAAAGCUCUUGCUCCUCAUGUAGACGUGAUUCAGUUCUAUUUACGUUCAACGCGAAUGACGGCAUUUUUAGCUAAAGAGAGCUGGAGCCGCCGAUUUCAAAAAUCAGUUUGCCAACACACGUUCAAAACGAUGCAAAUGUGUCAGAAUGUCAUCUUUUACAUUACGGGAGCCGAUCGAAAAAAUUUCAAUUCGUCUGUGCUAUCCAUUAUCGAGGGCCACUUCCCAGCUGGAACGUCUGUCAAUACGUUGGCUCAAUUUGCUCAAGGAUACAAUGCAGGUAAACGUGAAGGAGAACAGUUUCGCGCUUACAAUCACGGCCUUUCUGAGAAUUUAAGACGAUAUGGCUUACCCGUACCACCUACGUACAAUCUCACUCGGGUUACAGCCCCAGUUUACCUAUUCUGGGGUCCUGGGGACCUACUCGCUUCCCCAAAGGAUAUCGACUGGCUUUCCAAGCAGCUUGGAAAUUUACAAUCUUCCGUGAAAAUCGAUUGGCCCGAGUUCAAUCAUCUCGAUUUCCUCUGGGGGAUGAAUAGCAAUCGGUUGCUCUACGAUCCUUUAAUAUCAGUGCUACCGAUCCCUUGAGCUUUGGCUGGAUCAUUUUCAGAUGGUUUGCUUUCCUAUCAGUUAUUUAAAAAAUAAAAAGUUGUCAUCCGA